AUGUCAAUUGAUGAAGAAAGAAAUAUUGUAGUUAAAUUUUUAAAUGUUUUAAAAAUAAAGAAGAAAGAUUAUCCUGCAUUUGAAGAAUCUCUCAGUACAUUACAAAAUUAUGCUGCAUCUAAAGGUUUGAUGGAUGAAGAUAUUGAUUUAUUAGUAAAUAUUAUUAUAAAUACAGAUUUAAGUGCUACUAAAUUGGUAUCUUUAGCAAAAUGUUUAGUUCCUCAAUAUAAAAUAUCUGAACAUACAGUUAAAUCCAUUAUUUCUUGGUGUUUAUCAUCUAUAAAUAAACUUCCUAUUUCUGUAUCCAUCAUUAUUAUGCAAUGGAUAAUUGGUAUAUUGGAUCAUCAAUUAAUAGAUAAAAAAGUUAUAAAUAUAUAUUAUGAUGUUUUCUUUUAUAUAAUAUUAAAAAAAGAAAAAUUGGAAAGACAGAUAGCACGUAUUAUUUAUGUAUUGACAAAACCAGAAGAUGUAACACGUAGAAAUAUAUCUAGAUUAUUAACUCUCCAUCAAAAAUAUUCAAGACCACAAAAACAUAUUAUUGUUUUAUUAUCAUUAUUUAAAUCUUAUAAACCUGAAUUAGUUCCUGAAAAAAUUCAAUCUAUAAAUACAGAAAGUGUAUGGAAACCAAUACCCGAAGUUUUACGAUUAAUGUUUCAAGAUGCUAAAACUCGUUUAGAAAUCCAACAAACACAGGACUUACAUCUGGAAUGUUUUAAUUGGAAUACAUUUGAAUCCAAGAAAACAAAGAAAACUGUGACACCUCUAUUACCAUCUGUAGGAUACUUUCAAAUUGGUUCUAGUAUUUUUAAAGAGAAGAAUAAAAAAUCUAUUUUCGACAUUUCUAGCAUAGAAGAAUUGGGAAAAUUACAAUUAAGUAUAGAAUUACCAUGUAAUGCUAUAUCUCUUUUAAGUAAUACUGCUGGAUAUCAUCUUCUCACAUUUAGCAAUUUCCAAUAUCAAAGUAGAUUUUCUUAUAAUCUUUAUAACACUUUAAUAAGAGCAUUUAUGUUGGAAAAUGAAAAAUUUUCUAUAGAAGAAAUUAAUAAAUUACUUGAUAUGACUAUAGAAUUUUCACGAUAUAUGCAACAAGAUAUACCUGUUGUUAAUCAUUUUCUUAGUGAAUAUUUGUAUUUUAAUACAGGCGAAUAUCAAUCAAAAUUACUAAUGUUAUUACAAUGGAUGACUUCUCUAUCUAUCAGUGAUUUACAAGAAAAAAUAUUAGUACAUGUACAAAAUAUGUUUUACGAAUCAUCUUUAAUGAUAAAAUGUGAAAUCAUCAAAACAUUAAAAAUAUUGAUAACAAAUUUGUUUAUUAGUCAAGGAUUUAAAGAAUGCUGCCAUAAAACACCUGCACCAUUUUUAGGACAAGGUGCAAUGGAUAAUUUAGAAGAAGUAAUUCCUAUUCUUACAAAAAUCUCUGAAGAACUUAUUGUAUCUGGCUUAAAUAUACAUUCAUACAAUAUUUUAUUACUUUCAGAAGCAUUAUCAUUUUAUGAAGAGAUUUGUAUAUUGGAAAAUCAAAGUACCAUAUUAUUCUUUACAUUAGCACCUUCUUCAGUAAUUUAUGGAGCUUUUGUUACAAAACAUCUUGCGAUUUUAUCAAAAAUAUGUAAAUUGUUAUUAAGGUAUCGCGAUAGAAGUUUGCAAUUAAAAACUCCUAAAUUACAAAAAUUAUUCAAGAAAAAAAUUUAUACAAUAUCUAUUUAUGCUCAAGAAAUUGUUGAAGCAUUAUGGUAUGAUGAGCCAUUUAAGAAUCACAAAAAUAAAUAUUUUCUAAAAGAUAUUCCAAUAGAUAUGAUGGAAGAUUUAGAAGAUUGCAAUAUAAAUUGCCUUUUAAAUAUUAGUAAUCAUUAUUCUGUUUUACCUUAUAAGUGUACAUUGAGCAAAACUGGACUAAAUAUUAGCACAAAAGAGGAUGCUAUGAGUAUAGCUUUACAUUACUAUCCAACAAUAAAUGAAUUUCUUAGUAUAUUUCAGAAUUAAUUAAAAUACUAAAUAUGAAUAUAAAAAUGUUUAUAAUAUUUCUGAAAUUUAUUUUUUAUAUUUAAAAUAUUCUUGAAACAUAAAAAUAUUUUCAAUUAUAAAUAAAUUAUAUUUUUAUUUAUAAAAUUUACAUUUAUGAAGCCAAGUAUAUACAUGAAAUAAGUCAAUUUAAA
This is a messenger RNA of Apis florea (little honeybee), 2156 nucleotides long. Its product is annotated as centromere protein I. NCBI's taxonomy places the organism in Eukaryota, Metazoa, Arthropoda, Insecta, Hymenoptera, Apidae. Gene Ontology annotation, cellular component: kinetochore; inner kinetochore. The record is from RefSeq and is a predicted model, not a curated record. Gene Ontology annotation, biological process: mitotic sister chromatid segregation; CENP-A containing chromatin assembly.